Hypomesus transpacificus is the source of this 5411-nucleotide messenger RNA. RefSeq names its product BMP2 inducible kinase (gene bmp2k). Lineage: Eukaryota; Metazoa; Chordata; Actinopteri; Osmeriformes; Osmeridae. Gene Ontology annotation, biological process: protein phosphorylation. The record is from RefSeq and is a predicted model, not a curated record. Gene Ontology annotation, molecular function: ATP binding; protein kinase activity. Bases 875 to 4267 code for a protein of 1130 amino acids. The transcript is spliced from 16 exons.
UUACACCAAUCAUAACAAUAGGAAGGGAAGGACAACGCCUGGGUUAGGUUGUCAGUCUGGGCAAUAACAAACCACCCACUUAUUUGUUCUAAGAGUCACGAGAGUUCGGUGAGGAGAAGGAAGAAGACACGAGGUGACCGAAUAUUAAACAAGCGAUCACGGUUGCACGUAAAUAAAGUGCACUGGGUAGAAAUUACCCUCGGAUGUUGACAGAAUUUGCGACGUUGAAGCUUGCUAUUUCGGUGAGUGAUAGUAAAAGCCAGCUAGCCAGCACGCUAGCUACCUAACGCUUGCAUCUGAAGCUGAAAACCAAAAGUUGCAGCGUGGUGAACGUGUUCUUCGGUCAAGAAACGCUUCGAACAAAUUAUAUGCCAUUGAACCACUGCGAAUCCACUGAACGUGUUGGGAGCACCGGUCUCAAGGGUGUCACACGCUUUAUUGUGCCGCUUGAGAAUGCUUGCUGCCUGUGGUGGCUGACUGUAUUGUCGACUAUCGGGGUCCAACCCCAUGCUUGCAGGAAUGCGUGCUAGCUUGCCAGCUAGUUAGCGUCUGUUCUAUGUUAGCCGAGUUUUUGACAUUGGCUAUCACAUUUAGACCCCUAAAGACGACCAGCAACCACAUCUGUUCUCUAGUCUUCAGACUGAACGCUGGGCAACAUUAUAUCAUAUUGUGAGAGACGCCUUGUCAUGACAGUCCGCUCAAAUUAAAGCUAGCUAGCUAGCCAGCUAAUUUGGAGUCUUCUGAAAAGCUCAGACGCAGAGUAUGCAGGAUAAGAAAAGAUUAGGGAUUAGUAGAUAGGGGACACUGGAAUUAUCAAUUAGAUAUAAUCUGUAGCUGCAAGGACUGUAUUUGUAAAUUCGUCUCGAAAGAAAGAAUGAAGAAGUUUUCGCGAAUGCCUAAGUCUGAAAGCGGGGGACUUGGAGGUGGGUCCGGCUCCUGCUCCAGCUCUGGAGUCAGCAACUACUUCGGGAAAGUGUUUGCUGUCGGGCGAUAUCAGGUCACCGUGGAAGAGCUAAUUGCCGAAGGGGGCUUCUCCGUGGUCUUCCUGGCUCGCACGCACGCUGGCGUCCGAUGUGCCCUGAAAAGGAUGUAUGUGAACAACGUCCCUGAUCUUAGCAUCUACAGGAGGGAGGUCACCAUCAUGAAGGAGCUGUCUGGUCACAAGAACAUAGUGGGGUACCUGGACUCUUCCAUCAGCGCUGUCUCUGACAGUGUGUGGGAGGUGCUCAUCCUAAUGGAGUAUUGUAAAGCGGGCCAGGUGGUGAAGCAGAUGAACGAGAGGCUAGGUGUGGGCUUUAGCGAGCCUGAGGUUCUCACCAUCUUCUGCGACACCUGUGAGGCGGUGGCCCGGCUGCACCAGUGCAAGACUCCGGUCCUCCACCGUGACCUCAAGGUGGAGAACAUCCUGUUGAAUGACCAGGGGAGCUACGUCCUGUGUGACUUUGGGAGCGCCACACACAAAGUGUUGCUCCCGCACAAAGAUGGAGUCACCGCCGUGGAGGAUGAGAUCAAGAAGUACACAACCCUGUCAUAUCGAGCCCCAGAGAUGAUCAAUCUGUAUGCAGGGAAACCCAUCACCCCAAAGGCAGAUAUAUGGGCACUUGGAUGCUUGUUGUACAAGCUGUGCUUCUUCUCUCUUCCGUUUGGGGAGAGUCAAGUUGCCAUAUGUGACGGAUCCUUUAUCAUUCCGGAUAAUUCCAAAUUCUCCUUCAAGCUGCACUGCUUAAUCAGAUACAUGCUUGAGCCAGAGCAGGAGAAGAGGCCUGACAUCUAUCAAGUCUCCUACUUUGCCUUCAAGUUUGCUGGGAAGGACUGCCCAGUGCCAAACCUCUUUAGCUCACCCCUGCCCACAGCCCUUCCGGAGCCGCUAACCGCCAGCGAGGUCGCAGCCAGGAGGAGCAUGACAAAAGCCAGGAUAACUGAGAGUGUGGGCCCUACGGAGACAUCCAUCGCCCCGAGGCAGCGUCCGAAGGCGGCUGGCAGCAACGCCCUCCCCACCGUCCCCCCUGCCAAGAUGCCUGUGCCCUCUGCCCCUGUCAGCAACGGCCAGAAAGCUCCAACUCCUGGGAACGGGCCUUCAGUUAUGCUGACACAGCAACCCCUGCAGCAGAGCGGCCUGCAGCAGAGCGGCCUGCAGCAGAGCGGCCUGCAGCAGAGCGGCCUGCAGCAGAGCGGCCUGCAGAAUCGUGUUCUGCAGCAACUGCAGCCAGGAGACCUGCGACUUCAGCAGCUACAACAACAUACUGUUCAGGCAAACACACAACAGUUCCAAUACCUCCAGUACCAGCAGGCCUUGCAGCAGCACAUGAUGAUGCAGCCUCUGUAUCAACACCAGGCCCACUACACUGCCAUGAUGCACCAGUACCAGCAGGCCUUCGUCCAGCAGCAGCACAGCCCCCAGCCACUCCCAUACCUGGCCUCCCCUCUGGACUUCCAGCUGCCCCUGGGCUCCUACAGCCCUGCAGGGGCUGGACCUGUUCACCCGUCAGGAUCUCCACCUGUGGACCCUCCAUACACCAACACCAGAGCCCCUGGCAUGGUGACCCCCCCUCAGGCCCCCGGGGUGGUGACCCCCCUGGUGACCCCUCCCCCCCAGGGUGCCAUCAGCAACCCCCCAGACAUGUCUCGCUGGAACCCCUUCGGAGAGGACAACUUCUCCAGGCUCACCGAGGAGGAACUGCUGGACCGAGAGUUUGACCUGCUCAGAGCAGGCAAGCCUGUGGACAGAGCGCCUGCCCCCCCCACGCCCCUCGUCCCUGAGGACCUGUUUGGCUCGGUCCCCUUCCUGGCUGGAGCAGGAAGAUCCAGUGUGAUGUUGACUGACCAGACCAGCGUAGACCUUAGCCUCCCUGGUCUCGGCCUUGAGCCCCUUCCUGCUCCAACCACCGAGGAGAACCUGCCACCAGCAGCAAAGGAGCACAAACCAGGGCGGAGGAAAGACAACUCUGCCAGCCCGCACACCCGCAGGCCGGGGGAGGAGUCUGACAGUGACUUUGAGUCCGAUCCACCUUCCCCCAAGAGCAGUGAGGAGGAUGAACCAGAGGAGGAUGAAGGACUGAACAGUGAGCACGGCGAGUUCAAUGACGACACAGAACCUGAGAACCUGGGCCAGAGACCUCUGCUCAUGGACUCUGAAGAGGAGGCAGAGGAAGAGGAUGACAAGCACAGCUCUGACUCGGACUACGACACCAGGAAGAUCAAGGGUCGAGCAAGAAAGCUUCCAGGCACUAAAGAUGCAGUUGUGGGCAUUUGUCCCAGUCCGCAGGAGUCCCUGAUCACCCCUCCGGAGUCUCCCAGAGCUGCUGUGGGAGCGCCCCCUGGUGGCAAUGCCGUGGACGUGUUUGGCGCUGUUCCCUUCCUUAGAGGAGCGCAGCCCACAGAGAGUGCUGACAUUUUUGCCAGGGCACCUUUCAGGCAGGUUAGCCAAGAGCAGCAGGCCAUGGACGAGUUUGAUGUCUUCACCAAAGCACCAUUCAGCAGGAACCUUUCUAAGUCAGGAAAGAGUUCCAGUGACGUCCCCAUGGGCCAAACACCACCCAUUUCCCCAGAGGUCAUCGACGUGUUUGGGUUUUCUCCCUUCCAACCUGGCCCCACCGCCCCAAUGACAUCCAGAAGUGCUGAAGACAUCUUCCGUCCAUCUUUUGAGGAGGCACCAAGUCCCCUGCAGCAGCAGAGGCUGAAGCAGCGCAGCCUACAGAAGCUGUCUUCACGCCAGAGGAAAACCAAGCAGGACACUUCCACUGGAAGCAACGGCAAGCGGCACCAUGGUACUCCCACUGGGGGGCGCAAGAGCAACAAGCCCAACUUCCGCACCCCAGAGAGAGUCCGUAGGCACAAGAAGGUCGGCAGGAGGGACUCUCAGAGCAGCAAUGAGUUUCUUAGCACCUCUGACUCAAAAGAAAACAUUAGUGUUGGUGUGCCGAUGAGUGACGGGAAAGACAAAGGGGCCUCCUUGCCAGCGGAGGAUGCCAUCUUGGACCCUUUCGGAGCCAAGCCCUUUCAUCCCCAGGACGGUGGUCGGCACGGCCAGUACCAAAGCCUGGCCGAUGGAAAGGGGGACCUGGGCUCAGCCAGCACCAGACCCCGGACCUGCUCUCUGCAUGGAGCACUUGGGGACAGCAACAUCAUGGAUGACUUUGGGGACAGCAACAUCAUGGAUGACUUUGGGGCGGUGCCCUUUGCGGAGGGCGGCAGCGGGGCUCAGCAGCCGCCCCAGCAGGGAGAGCUGGACCCCUUUGGAGCUGCGCCGUUCCCUUCCAAACCCUGAACAUGUGGUCUUCCAGAAAUGCUGACUCCAGCACAUCGCUGUGUAACAGUCUUUGCUGUUAUGGGAUGGACAAUGCCAUGAUGAAGAUGGCAGCUUUGUGGUGUUGUGGCAGUUGGUUUCCUUAGCAUGUGCUUUCUAAACCACUCCUCCGAAGUGUCUCCUUAUUUUUGCAGGGGACCUUUUAAUGCACAACGACCGAAUAACACAAAGUUAUACCUGAGGAGCAGACAAUUUAUUUCGGGUUCUGUAUUCCUUCCGCCUAUACCUAUUUGCUGAGGAGCCUGUAAUGCUGCAUCAUAUAAUGUGUUCUGAGCAUCGCAUUGAUACAUUUGAACAAGUGAAAAUGUCUUUGGUUUCCCUCGAUCAUACUGUCACAAGCUUCCUCAGUGUCCAACUGCUUGAGUUGCUGCAAAAAACUGAAAUAAGAAGCUGGAUGGGUUAGGGUUAUAGAAAGUAGUGGGCUGCUUCUUCAUCCAACAGUAAGAUUCAUUUAGCACCAUAAAGCCUUACAAGGCCCCGCCUUGCUGCACAGUACCUCGUAAACUAGUUCACAAUAGAUAACAUUACUCUUUGUGGAAGCAUAAUUGUUUUGAAGUAGGCCUUUAUCACUAGUUCACACAAGUUAGACCUUUUUCUAUGCAUAUUUUUACUUUUAAAUUCUGUCAUUGGUUCAGAUAAGUUAGAAAAAAAUAUUUAAUACAAGAAGGGAUUCAUUUGUUGAAUUUCUUUAAGAUGGGUUUUUAAUCAGAAUGGUUUUAAUCUAGAAUAUUAGGUAUCCAUUUACAAACUUAUGAGCAUUACAGCUAUGUGUAAAAGUACUGUUCUAUUUUGAAAUUUAUAUUUGACCUCAAAUGUAAUUUUAUUUGGAGAGAAAUUAUAUUUCCUGCAUGAAAUGUAUGGAAGUACUCGCAUCCAUCUGAAAGACUUCCUGACUGUGUGCACUUCCACUCUUGAAAUGAAGAGCAAAAUAAGGAGCUAUUGAAAGUUCAUCUUUUUACUGCAGACUUGUGGAGCUUUACUGUCUUACAUGACUACUGCUACAAAUGUUGCAGAAACGAGAAGUAAAAAUAUUACCCAGUACAACUAUGAAUUUAAAUCGGCCAAUAAAUUGUUCACUUUUUAAAAUAAAUGUACUUUUAAAGUA